Angiostrongylus costaricensis is the source of this 2052-nucleotide messenger RNA. NCBI's taxonomy places the organism in Eukaryota, Metazoa, Nematoda, Chromadorea, Rhabditida, Metastrongylidae. The record is from the annotation of a GenBank genome assembly.
AUGCAUCCAGAAAUGUCCAUAGUUAAAGCGAUGUUGGCGUAUUUGCCAGCCGAUGACGUUCCGCUCUGCGGCACGGGAAUUUUCGAGCUUCUCGACACUUCGACGGGAUUCCCCACGUUGCCGCAAAAACGAGAUCAUGUGGUUGCACUUCCAUACGAGAAUAUUCACAUCAAAGUUAGUAUCUUCGAAAAUGAUACCGGUAAGUCAUCAUUGGAGAUUUCAAUGCCAAGAUUGGAUCAAGGAGAACGUCUGAAGAACGUCACAUUGGGACCCACGGAUUGGAAUGGAACGAACGAGUUGAGCGGCUAUCUCAGUUUAUCAUGGCGACCAAGACCAUCCAUGAUCAGUAGGCAACUACCGAUUAAAACUCAUUCCGGUCAGUUUCCGGAUCGGAAGCAUAAUGUGUGCCUUGCAUCUAUCAUUCCGAAACCGGUAGACGAUUUCGAAUUCGUAUGUUGGCAAUUCGAAUAUAUCGCCCAAAUGUUUCCUCCUCUUUAUUCAGCUCUCUUGCCUCCUGUUCGAUGUUCAUUACGAAUUGAGACAUGUCCAAACUGCUUCCUGAACAUCAAAUAUCGACCGCCGUCGGAUUUUUUCGCCACUCGUGAAACUGGAGCGCUUCCGACUUGCUAUGAAUCACUUGUCGAUCCGUGCUUCGAUUUGCAAUUUGUUGAGGAUAAGGCAGAUACGACACUGGAAUUGAUUUAUAGGAAAUUAUCGAUUUGGGAAUUUCCACAAAGGUCCGAAGUGAAUAGCACAGGUGAUUCUAUGGUUCUCAUGCUCACAAUGUGGAAUAUAGACGAGAAUUCUACACUGAAACAUUUUCUUGACAGCCUGUUUCCGUUUAUGGUGGUGAGCCUGUCAAACGAUGUGCUCAUCGUCGGUUCGCCGUCGGAGAACAUUUUGUCGCCGAAUCAGUCAUCGAUCGGGUUCAUCGAAUCACCCAGAUACCCUGACGCUUAUCCACGCUCGUUGGUGAAACGCUACUUGUUAGUGAACUCUAAUCCGAACGGCUACGUCCGACUUCUGUUCGAUGAUUUUCAUGUACACUUUCAAAGUGAAAUGCAGAUUUUCGACAGUGAUGGCCACCAACUAAUCAAUACCAAGGCUGAAAACCGUCGACCACCUGCUAUUUUAUCGACUGGAAAUCGAUUGACGAUUCAAUUCAAAGCUCACGAUUUCACGCAAACGGUUCACUACGCUUCUCUAUGGUUCAAAUCGAACGGAUGCGACGAAACGCUCGAGGCAUACGGUGGAGAGAUCAAACUCGAUGGUAGUCAUCAUUUGAUCAAUACGUUCGUGGACUGUAUAUGGAUCGUCGGACGAGUUCCGCACAUGACACGGACGUUCGAUAGGAUAUAUUUGAAGGUCGAAGAAUUUCAUAUGAAAGGGGUCGGAUUGCGUUUAGAAAUCAGAGAAGGAGCCUCUUCGAUGUCGGAUCGGUUACUGUUGUUAUUCGAUUCACAUUCUCGAGAUCAAUUAGAUCAUAAGCAACCGAGCGAUAGCGAUGUUUCCGGCUUGAUCGCACUUAUCAUCGGGGUGUGCGGCCUUGUUCUUGUGAUUAUAUUAGCAACCGCGGUGCUGGGCCGAUUUUAUCGUCGUCGAUUCGCUUCUCAAAAUAAUGGCACCACCUUUUCUGUGACUCCGUUUCACCCUGAUUCAACAGCGGUGCCAUCAAUGCAGACAGUUGGUGAACGGCGCUUCUACGUUGUGCCAGAAAGUCAGAUCUCUGUCAUAGAAGCUCCACCUUCUUACGAUGAUGCGUUGAAGCAUCCGGCGGUACAAUCACCACGACCAUCAGCAUACUUAAAUCAAGCCUAUGUGUCGAAUACAUCGGAAGAGCAAAUGGGACAAUCCUCCAUUUCGCAACUACCAUCAAUUCGUGAUCUCGGUUCCGAAGCGACCGUGAAUAACACUACAACCCAAGCCGAUAUUGAGAAUGAGGUGGCAUCCGUGAAGGAUACAACGUCACCUGUAGAAACGCAACAUACAGAAGAAAACACCUCUGGUGUUUCAUCUAAUACACGUCGACAAGAUGACGAAUCAUGGGUUUAG